Messenger RNA from Trichobilharzia regenti, 3471 nucleotides. Lineage: Eukaryota; Metazoa; Platyhelminthes; Trematoda; Strigeidida; Schistosomatidae. The record is from the annotation of a GenBank genome assembly.
AUGGGUUUGGGGAAGACUAUACAAACAAUUGCAUUUCUUUAUUCUCUUUACAAAGAAGGUCAUUGCCGUGGUCCAUUUCUUGUCGCUGCACCUCUUUCAACUAUUAUUAAUUGGGAACGUGAAUUCGAAUUUUGGGCUCCAGAUCUUUAUGUUGUCUCUUAUAUUGGUGAUAAAGAUUCACGAACGGUCAUUAGGGAACACGAAUUCUCAUUUGAUGAAGGUGCUGUUCGUGGUGGCGCUAAAGCAAUGCGAAUGAGAACUGGUACUUCAGUUCGAUUUCAUGUACUCCUGACAAGUUAUGAAUUGAUCAGUAUUGAUCAGGCUUUACUAGGUUCCAUUGACUGGGAAGUUCUUGUUGUAGAUGAAGCUCAUCGCCUUAAAAAUAAUCAAUCAAAGUUUUUCCGUAUUUUGACAACUUACAAAAUAGCAUAUAAACUUCUGUUGACUGGAACUCCUCUUCAAAAUAAUCUGGAGGAACUCUUCCAUCUGCUACAUUUUAUGACACCAGAGAAGUUCAAUGAUAUGCAAGGUUUCUUAGAUGAGUUCGCAGAUAUAUCAAAAGAAGAACAAGUGAAGAAACUGCAUGACAUGCUUGGUCAGCAUCUACUGAGGCGUCUCAAAGCUGAUGUGCUUCAAAAUAUGCCAUCUAAGGGUGAAUUCAUCGUAAGGGUAGAACUCAGCCCUAUGCAGAAGCGCUACUAUAAGUUUAUACUCACUCGCAACUUUGAGGCAUUAAGCUGUCGCAGUGGAGGUUCACAAGUUUCUUUGAUCAAUAUUAUGAUGGAUCUCAAGAAGUGUUGCAAUCAUCCAUUUCUUUUCCCAUCUGCUGCAGAAGAAGCACAGCGUAUGCCCAAUGGUGCUUAUGAAGGCGUUGGACUCCGUAAAGGCUCUGGAAAAUUAGAAUUAAUGAGUAAGAUGUUAAGAAAAUUGUAUGAAACAAAACACAGAGUAUUGAUUUUCUCACAAAUGACAAAAAUGCUUGAUCUUUUGGAGGACUUUUUGGAUUCUGAAGGUUAUAAGUUUGAAAGAAUCGAUGGUGCUGUUACUGGUCAACUUCGUCAAGAUGCUAUCGAUCGUUUCAAUGCUCCAGAUUCACCUUCGUUUGCAUUUUUGUUAUCCACUAGAGCUGGUGGCUUAGGUAUAAAUUUAGCCUCUGCAGAUACAGUCAUCAUUUAUGAUUCGGAUUGGAACCCACAUAAUGAUAUCCAAGCAUUUUCUCGUGCUCAUCGUAUUGGCCAGUCAAAUAAAGUUAUGAUUUAUCGAUUUGUCACCCGUGGGACAGUUGAAGAACGUGUUACGCAAGUCGCAAAGAAAAAAAUGAUGCUAACUCACUUAGUUGUUCGCCCUGGAUUAGGUGGUAAAGGUUCAUGCCAGAUGUCCAAGAAAGAACUUGAUGAUAUUCUUAAAUUUGGAACUGAAGAUUUAUUCAAGGAAGGUGAAGAGAACAUGGAAGAUGAACAUACAAUUGUGUAUGAUGAUGCUGCUAUUGAACGCUUACUUGAUCGUAGUCAACAAGGCUUAGAAGAGAAAGCUUUAGAAAUGAAUGAUUAUUUAACUUCAUUCAAAGUGGCUCAUUAUGAAAAGAAGGGAGUCAUUGAAGAAGAGGAAGAUGAAUCAGAUGAUGAAGAUGAAAAUCGUGAAGUUAUCAAACAAGAACUUGAUCCAGCAGAUCCAACAUAUUGGGAAAAGCUACUACGACAUCAUUUUGAACAAGCUCAAGAAGAUCAAGCCCGAGCUCUUGGCAAAGGUAAACGGGUUCGAAAACAAGUUAAUUAUUCAACAACUCAAGAAGAAGAGGAAGAAUGGAAUCAGGCUAUGACCGAUCAUGAUAGUGACUUUUCGAACAAGGAUGAAGAUGAUGAUGAAUAUGAUGAACGUACAGGUGCAGCUGGCGGUGAUGUCCCUGUGAUGGGUCGUCGAACUCGACGUGAACGUGAAGGCAAAAUGCCUCCACUUUUAUCACGUGUAAAUGGUCAGAUUGAAGUGCUAGGUUUCAAUGCUCGUCAACGUCGUUCUUUCCUCAAUGCAGCAAUGCGGUAUGGACUACCUCCAAGUGAUCAGCCAUGGAUGGUCAGAGAUUUGAGAUGUAAACCUGAUCGUGUAUUUAGAGCAUACAUUUGUCUGUUUAUGCGUCAUCUGUGUGAACCUGAGACUGAAAAUUCUGAAAGUUUCAGUGACGGCGUACCCCGUGAAGGUCUAUCUACUCAGCAUGUUCUAAGUCGUGUUGGAAUAAUGUCCCUUGUACGCAAGAAAGUUCAAGAAUUUGAAAAGAUUAACGGACAUUGGAGCAUUCCAGAGUUAGAACCGAAACCAGAAAAUAAAGAUACAGAAUUGCCGAAGACAGAGGAUCCCAAUGAAGUAGUACUAACAAAGAAUGUUGGAGAUGUGGAGAAUUGUUCUGCAGUCACAGAAACCAAUAAUCAUAAUAAUAAACAACCAGUGAUUAGUGAUGUUGACUCUCUUGGUAAGGAGAAAACUGUUAGCACCAAAGUGACCAGCGGUACAGGAGAUGAAACGUGUUUAGCGGAUGAUGCUUCUAAGGCAAGUGAUAAAACUGAUCCUAUGGAAAUUGAUGAAUUACGUAUAAUUGCUGGACAAAAUAAGGUGACAGAUGAUCCACAAACAAAUACAAAGGUGGAGACGACAGCUGAUUCUUCAGAUAUUGCUAAGGAAUGUGUAAACGAGAGGGAAAAUGGAAAGGUGGAAGAUUCACAAAACACAGACGAUGCUUACAUAGCUAGCCUUGAAUUCAUGUUUAAUAUUGCGGACGGUGGUUUCACUGAACUUCAUACUAUCUGGUUGAAUGAACAGCGAGCAUUGAUAAAAAAUCGUGAGGCAGAAAUUUGGCAUCGUCGACACGACUACUGGCUUCUAGCUGGUGUAGUGCAACACGGAUAUGGCAGAUGGCAGGAUAUACAUAAUGACCCGCGUUAUGCAAUUGUGAAUGAACCGUUUAAAAAUGAAGCUCAAAAAGCCAACUACUUAGAAAUUAAAAAUCGUUUCUUGGCCCGUCGUUUUAAGUUGUUAGAACAAGCAUUAAUAAUCGAGGAACAGCUCCGUCGAGCAGCCCAGCUAAAUAUUCCAGCAGAUCAAUCGGAACACAUACAAAGUUUAAAUAGACGAUUCACUGAGCUUGAGUGUUUGGCUACAGGACAGUUGCAUCUUUUCAAUGAUGCCUUGGCCGGUAACAAAGCUUUAGUUCCAUUGUUACACAAAGUUCUGACUCUUAUGGAGGAUAUUCUGGUCGAUAUGAAACAAGAUGUUGCACGGCUGGUUAACUUAUUGCCUCGACUACCUCCUGUCACUCAACGUUUACAACUAAGUCAUACAGGUCUUCUAGGAAAGCUAACACAGCAGCUUACUGCUAACAAAAAUGCACAGUCAACAUCUAGUCAAAAGCAGUCUGAAACAAAAGAAGAACCUGUGAAUCUGGUUACUCCACCUCCAGAAACCUCCCAACAGCCGUCUUAA